UGGGCCCUUGUUUAGGGUGCAGCCAAGUUCACCCCUUCCUGCUUUUUGGUUCUCCCUCCCUGCCUCAGGUGACGACGCUGACGGUGGAUCCAGCGUGUGCCAUGCCUCCCAGGAGCUAUGUUUGCGCUUAACGGGAGCCAUGGCACUUCCUCCUCCUUCCUCCUGCUGGGGAUUCCUGGCCUGGAAGCUUUUUACCGCUGGAUCUCCAUCCCGCUCUCCUCCCUGUACGUUGUGACUCUGCUGGGGAACAGCACCAUGCUGUACGUGAUCACCACCGAGCAGAGACUCCACAAGCCCAUGUACCUCUUCCUCUGCAUGCUGUCCACCAUAGAUCUGGUCCUGUCCACCUCCACCCUGCCCAAGAUGCUCCGUAUCCUCUGGUUCCGAGCUGGAGAAAUCAGUUCCACGGCCUGCCUGGUCCAGAUGUUCUUCAUCCACGCCUUCUCGGUCAUGGAGUCCAGUGUGUUGGUGGCCAUGGCCUUUGACCGUUUCGUGGCCAUCUGCAACCCCCUGAGAUACGAUUCCAUCCUAACCACCCCGCUGCUGACCAAGAUUGGCAUCGUAGUGGUCCUGAGAGGCACCCUCUUCAUCGCCCCAAUCCCCAUCUUAGCCGCACGCCUUUCAUACUGCAAGAGCAACACCAUUGCUCACACCUAUUGUGAGCAUAUGGCGGUGGUGAAGCUGGCUUGCUCAAGCAUCCUGGCCAACGUGGUCUACGGGCUCCUGGUGGCCCUCCUGGUGGUCGGGGGCGAUCUGCUGUUUAUCACCUUUUCCUACUGCAUGAUUACCAGGGCGGUCCUGGCCCUGCCCUCACGAGAUGCCCGCUACAAGGCCUUCAGCACCUGUGCAGCUCACGUGGUGGUCAUCCUGGUGUCCUACACGCCAGCUCUCUUCACCAUCCUGACACACAGAUUUGGCCACCAUGUGUUACCUUACGUGCACAUUCUUCUGGCCAACUUCUACCUCCUCUUCCCUCCCAUGCUGAACCCCAUUGUCUACGGAGUGAAGACCAGGGAGAUCCGAGACCAAGUGGUCACUCUCGUCCUUAGGAGGAAGGGCCUUGCAUGACGGACUUCACCAGGACCUUCUAUGCAAGAAUCACUUGCUGAGAUGGGCGGUUAUAGUGAUCAAAUGAAGCCCAUUCGAUAAUGUAAGGCCAGGACGACAUAAAUCACC
This is a messenger RNA of Notechis scutatus (mainland tiger snake), 1176 nucleotides long. RefSeq names its product olfactory receptor 52P1-like. Gene Ontology annotation, molecular function: olfactory receptor activity; G protein-coupled receptor activity. Gene Ontology annotation, cellular component: plasma membrane. The record is from RefSeq and is a predicted model, not a curated record. Lineage: Eukaryota; Metazoa; Chordata; Lepidosauria; Squamata; Elapidae. Gene Ontology annotation, biological process: G protein-coupled receptor signaling pathway.